UGUAAUCAGUCCGCUCCGCGAGUCAGUUAAUUUCGGUUUACUGUUUUAGGUAUUCGGUUUUGCGAUUUCGGCUAUAACGGUUCUCUGACUCUCAGCCAAUUUGGUGGGUCAGUUUGCCCGCGGACCGUGCGACGAGUGCAUCCCCAAAACAAUGUCCGUCCGGAGUCUCUUUAUCGGAUCAUGCUGCCUUCUGGCACUACUUAUCCAUCCAGUCCAGCCGAAUCCCGUUGUUCCCCUGGUGGACGUGGCCACCGAGUUCAUCAUCCUGCACAACAAUGACAUGCAUGCCCGAUUCGAGCAGACGAGUGUGACUAGUGGCACCUGCUCCAAGGAGGAUGCCAACACGAACAAGUGCUACGGAGGAUUCGCCAGGGUGGCCUUUGAAGUUCGCAAGUUCCGCAAGGAGGCGCAGGAAGGUGGAACUCCAGUGUUCUACCUCAAUGCAGGUGAUACCUACACCGGAACAGCUUGGUUCACCGUCUACAAGGACAAGAUCGCCAGUGCCUUCCUCAACAAGCUGUCCCCCGAUGCGAUUUCGCUGGGCAACCACGAGUUCGAUCAGAACGUUGAAGGCUUGGUGCCCUUCCUCAAUGCCGUGGAAUUCCCCGUCCUGGCCUGUAAUCUGAACCUGACUGAAGUGCCCGAGAUGGCGUCCGCCAAACAGCUGGCCAACUCCACGAUACUGGAAGCAAAUGGGGUGAAGAUCGGCGUGAUUGGGUACCUAACUCCUGACACCAAGGUUCUUGCCUUCCGGAACAAUGUGGAAUACGAGGAGGAGAUCGUUUCCAUCAAUGCGGAAGCUGAGAGACUAAAAGCCCAGGGCAUCAAUAUCAUCGUCGCCCUGGGUCACUCUGGAUACCUAAAGGAUCAGGAGAUAGCCAAGAACUGUCCGGAGGUGGACAUCGUCAUUGGUGGCCACUCCCACACCUUCCUGGACGCCAGUCAACCGGUGGCCGACAUCACCGACUCGGAUCCAGAGGCGGUUCGAGGUCCUUAUCCCACCACAGUGGUGCAGCCGAGCGGCAAGAAAGUGCCAGUGGUGCAGGCAUAUGCUUACACAAAGUAUCUGGGAAAGAUCCAUGUUCAGUUCGAUGCCGCGGGCAAUCUGAUUGAGUUUGACGGAGCUCCCAUCCUGCUGAAUGCCUCGGUGACUCAAGAGCAGGAUCUCCUGGACUUGCUGGAUGAGUACCGCCCCAAAUUGGAGGAGCUGGAGAACACGAUCCUGGGCUACACCAAGGUCUACCUCGAGGGCGGCAAUAUCUGUCGGAUGAGGGAGUGCAACCUGGGCAACUUGGUGACCGAUGCCAUGAUCUAUUCCCGCGUGUUGGAGGACAAGGGUGGGGAGUUCUGGACGGAUGCAUCUAUCGCCUUUAUGCAGGGAGGAGGAAUCCGCGGCUCUGUCGAUAAGCAGGCGGAUGGAGUCAUCAAUGGAGCCACCCUCCUGGCCGUUCUUCCCUUUGAGAACAAUCUCUAUGUGACCAGGAUCACGGGCAAGACCCUUCUGGCUGCCCUGGAACACUCGGCGGAUGUGAGGCUGCAGGACUCGAAUGGGGGAUUCCUGCAGAUGUCCGGACUGCGUGUGGAGUACAACUACAACAACGCGCAGGGCAAGCGGGUGGUUUCCGCCCAAGCCCUGUGCUCGAACUGCUCCGUUCCCACGUACAAGGCCAUUGAUGAGGCGGUCCUGUACCAGGUGAUCGUGCCGCAGUUCCUGCUCGAGGGUGGCGAUGGAUACGACCUGACUGAGGAGUCGGAUCCGUACAGUGAGCGCAUGGUGCGGAACGACCUGAACGCCACCAUGGAGUACCUGAAGCAGCGCCACUUUGUCUACCCGGAGAUCGAGGAGCGGAUUGUGAUCCACGAGAAGACCGACAUCGGAUCGGCGUCCGGAUUCGUGGCUUCCUUAUCACUGCUGCUCCUCUCUGCCCUACUAACAAGAUUCUUUUAGAUUUGGUGUCGACAGAGGCAAUUGUAUUACAUAAAUUUAUAUUCUUCUAUUUCUUAUUUUUACCUCCGGGAAGUCCAGUUGCCCUUCAGUUUGAACCGAACUUCUGCACAUUUGAUUGUCUUAAAUAAUUAGCAAAUAAAUGUUGUGCAACGAGUAGUUUCAGUGUUUUUAUAUGUAUAAAUAUAUGUUAAGAAACAGCAAGUAAUAAUAUUAUUUCCUUCUAUCCCCGAUUGUUCUUAUUGCAGCGAUUUACUACCUUACUACCUGCAACAGAAAACUUUAAAAUAUUCAAAAAAUAAAGGCAUUCAAAAAUGCUCUUCAAAAA
Molecule: messenger RNA, 2273 nt
Organism: Drosophila rhopaloa
Lineage: Eukaryota; Metazoa; Arthropoda; Insecta; Diptera; Drosophilidae
Gene: veil
Product: protein 5NUC
Exons: 7
Coding region: 152-1948 (598 amino acids)
Biological process (GO): AMP catabolic process
Cellular component (GO): plasma membrane
Molecular function (GO): nucleotide binding; metal ion binding; 5'-nucleotidase activity
Source: RefSeq, a predicted model, not a curated record